GUGGUGAAAACUAUUGGCCUGAGGGAAGUUUGGUUCUUUGGGCUACAGUACCAAGACACUAAGGGUUUCUCCACUUGGCUGAAACUCAAUAAGAAGGUGACCGCACAGGAUGUGCGGAAGGAAAGCCCCCUGCUCUUCAAGUUCCGGGCCAAGUUCUAUCCUGAGGAUGUAUCUGAGGAAUUGAUCCAGGAUAUCACCCAGCGCCUGUUCUUUCUGCAAGUGAAAGAGGGUAUUCUCAAUGAUGAUAUUUAUUGCCCACCUGAAACUGCUGUGCUUCUGGCCUCCUAUGCUGUCCAGUCCAAGUACGGCGACUUCAAUAAGGAGGUGCACAAGUCUGGCUACCUGGCUGGAGACAAGUUGCUGCCACAGAGAGUCCUGGAGCAGCACAAACUCAAUAAGGACCAGUGGGAGGAGCGGAUCCAGGUGUGGCAUGAGGAACACCGGGGCAUGCUUAGGGAGGAUGCUGUCCUGGAAUAUCUGAAGAUUGCUCAAGACCUGGAGAUGUAUGGUGUGAACUACUUCAGCAUCAAGAACAAGAAAGGCUCAGAGCUGUGGCUGGGGGUUGAUGCCCUGGGUCUCAACAUCUAUGAGCAGAAUGACAGAUUGACUCCUAAGAUUGGCUUUCCCUGGAGUGAAAUCAGGAACAUCUCUUUCAAUGAUAAGAAAUUUGUCAUCAAGCCUAUUGACAAAAAAGCUCCGGACUUUGUCUUCUAUGCUCCCCGACUGAGGAUUAACAAGCGGAUCUUGGCCCUGUGCAUGGGGAACCAUGAGCUAUACAUGCGCCGUCGCAAGCCUGACACCAUUGAGGUACAGCAGAUGAAGGCACAGGCCCGGGAGGAGAAGCACCAGAAACAGAUGGAACGUGCUCUUCUGGAAAAUGAGAAGAAGAAGCGUGAGAUGGCAGAAAAGGAGAAGGAAAAGAUUGAACGGGAGAAGGAAGAACUGAUGGAGAAGCUGAAACAGAUUGAGGAACAGACUAAGAAGGCUCAGCAAGAACUGGAAGAACAGACUCGCAGGGCUCUGGAACUUGAGCAGGAACGGAAGCGUGCCCAGAGCGAGGCUGAAAAGCUGGCCAGGGAGCGUCAAGAAGCUGAGGAGGCCAAGGAGGCCCUGCUUCAGGCUUCUCGGGACCAGAAGAAGACUCAGGAACAGUUGGCUUCAGAAAUGGCAGAGCUGACAGCUCGGAUCUCUCAGCUGGAAAUGGCCCGACAGAAAAAGGAGAGUGAGGCUGUGGAGUGGCAGCAGAAGGCCCAGAUGGUACAGGAAGACUUAGAGAAGACACGUGCUGAGCUGAAGACUGCCAUGAGUACACCUCAUGUGGCGGAGCCUGCUGAGAAUGAGCAGGAUGAACAGGAUGAGAACGGGGCGGAGGCCAGUGCUGACCUGCGGGCUGAUGCCAUGGCCAAGGACCGCAGUGAGGAGGAACGUACCACUGAGGCAGAGAAGAACGAGCGUGUGCAGAAGCAUCUGAAGGCCCUCACUUCAGAGCUGGCGAAUGCCCGUGAUGAGUCCAAGAAGACUGCCAAUGACAUGAUCCAUGCUGAGAACAUGCGACUGGGCCGAGACAAAUACAAGACCCUGCGCCAGAUUCGACAGGGCAACACCAAGCAGCGCAUUGAUGAGUUUGAAUCCAUGUAAUGGGCACCCAGCCUCCAGGGACCCCUCCUCCCUUCAUCCUUGCCUCCACACUCUAUACCAUUGCGUAACUCACACUGUGCUGGAGCCACUAACUAGAGCAGCCCUGGAAUCAUGCCAAGCAUUCAGUGCAGCCAUAGGACCAAAUCUACUUCCUCAGCCCCCACUCACAUCCCUGGGCAGACAAAUAGCCCACUGUGGUGCCAAUGGGACUCUUUUUUCCUUUUCUGUCCCAUUUAAUUUAGCUUGCUAGAAAGACCACUUCCCCAGCUCAGAGGCACUUUCCACUAGAUUUGGCAAACACUCCCACACUUACUGUUAUCUUAUGGGAAUCAAGUGUGGAGUAGAUUGAAAGCUAGCUCCCCUCCUGUGCCUCACCACAGCCUUCCUCUUUCAAGUCCUGUGAUUUGAAAGAUUGGAGUAUCACAGGGUUUAGGUAAGGAGGCAGAGCCCUGGCUAUCUGCUCUAGUAUGUCACCUGACCUAGGAUUUGGCCUCCUAAUGCCCAUCCCUUUUAGAGUUAUUUAGGCUUUGUAAUGAUUGGAGGAUAAAGAGAUGUGUAGUCAUUCUUGUUUCUACCUCCUAGGUUGGGCCUGUUAAAAACUCAGUCCCAAUAAGCCUUGUCCCUGAGUUCAGGGACUCAUUUUCUCCCCAGGGUGGGAUGGGGGAGACAGUGCCUUCAAGAGGCUUCACUGACAUCCCAGAAGGCCAUUGACUCUUCUGUUCAGGCAAGGAUGGGUAAGAGAUCCUGCCCCUAUGCCUUAUGGGAGCCUAAGCUUGUGUCAUGUAAGCCUAUGGGCAGAGGUACCCCUUUUUAUUCCAGGUCCUUGGUUAUUUCUCUGCAUCUGUCUCUUUACCCUCCAAUCCCCAAAUCUCCUCCAGCUAGAACAGCAGGGAUGAGUAACACAAAGCUCAGCCAGCCUCACCUAUAGCUCUUACCAAAAGGGAGGAAAUGUUCACAUCUGGCUUCAGUGUUUUCUAUGCCAGGAGUUCUAGGCCACUUCCCCUAUCAGAGAUACUAGAGCCACAGCUCCUGCUUCACAGCAGGCCUUGGUUCAGUGAGUCCUAGAUCUUUGCUGCCAGUAGGCUCAAUUAGGGAGUACAUAGAGGAAUCUGUGUAGAGAGAGAAUGCCUUGCCUCUAGUCCCACAGUUUACUCAACCCUCUCAGGUGCCCAAUAGUCCCUGCUCAUCACCCCUGUUCCAAGGUGGUGACUGGGCCCUGCCUCUGACAAACCUCUAACCCAGGUCUUGUCACCAGCUGUGCUGUCCCUUGGAACUAUAUACCAUAGAGCUUCUGAGUAUUCUGGCCUGGUCCCUUCCACACCCCCACCUCUUGCUCUCAUGCCAGGAGCAGCUUCUUUGUCCUAUCUCCUGUUUGCUCUUUUACUUUCUGCCAGUAUUAUAUAUUCUAGUGAUAUCUAAUCAACAUUGAUUUCUGCCUUUCUUGCUAAUGCAGUAUUAAUAGAUGUUAGUCUUGGGGCAGAAUCAUUUUGGCCUCAUUCCUUUAUCACCCCUACACCUAGGAAGCAUAUACUAUAUUAUUAAAGAAUAUUUUGCCAGAAACAAUUAUGUAAGCUUUCAGUAUUAGUGAUGUUACCUGUCACUAUAGGUCAUACAAUCCAGUUUUUAAAGUACUUAUUAUUUGGUUUUAUUGUUCCUGUUUGCCUUCUCCCCAGGGUUUAGUACCCAAGGGGCUGUCUUGUCCCUCCAUCCAGUUCCCCUAGCCCAGAACCUCCCUCAGCCUCCCCCCAUCCCAUACACCACUUAACCAUGGGGAGUCUUGUAUGCAUUGCUGUGAAUUAUAUUGACACUUACUAGGUGAUAUGUCCUAUAUCAGUUAAAUUCAAAUCUGGAAUUGUGGGGCAAUCUAGUUGCCUUAAGGGCAGUAACCCACCCCAGGGAGGUUGGGGAGAAAGGUUAGAUUUUAUAUUCAGGUUUUAUGUGUAUUUUUGGGUUUUUUAAAAAUUGUUUUGGAGGGGUUUAUGCUCAACCCAUGUUCUAUUUCAGUGCCAAUAAAAGUUAGGAAGACUUCA
Molecule: messenger RNA, 3668 nt
Organism: Castor canadensis (American beaver)
Lineage: Eukaryota; Metazoa; Chordata; Mammalia; Rodentia; Castoridae
Source: RefSeq, a predicted model, not a curated record